Emericellopsis cladophorae is the source of this 1794-nucleotide messenger RNA. RefSeq lists its product as uncharacterized. Gene Ontology annotation, molecular function: DNA binding; RNA polymerase II C-terminal domain phosphoserine binding. The record is from RefSeq and is a predicted model, not a curated record. Gene Ontology annotation, cellular component: Cdc73/Paf1 complex. Bases 1 to 1794 code for a protein of 597 amino acids. Lineage: Eukaryota; Fungi; Ascomycota; Sordariomycetes; Hypocreales; Bionectriaceae. The transcript has 2 exons.
AUGUCAGAUAUCGAUAACGACCUUCUCGACCUUGCUGGUGGCGACUCCGGAGACGAGGGUUCCAUCAGCGAGGGUCGCGACCGAUCUGAAACUCCCCGGCGCGAUUUGAAAACGACCUCGUCAAAGAAGACUUCACGCAGGUCACGGCAAGAUGCUUCCGAGGAUGAAGGCGAGGCUUUUUCUGAGCCUGGCUCGCCCAAUUCUUUGGCCUCGGCUGCCAUGGACGAAUCUGACUCAGAUGAGGAGCCUCCUGCGCGAACGCGCGCACCACCCGCAGCAACUGGCGGCGAGGAUGAGAAAUAUCCUGUCGACGGCAAAUACGUCAGCCAUUCCGAAAAGGCGCGGAUUGAAGCGUUGCCUGAGCUCGAGCGCGAACAAAUCCUUGCUGAUCGAAUGAUGGAGAUUGAUCGACAACGUCAGAACCGAUUACUUCGACAGAUGGUCGAGAAUGAGGAGCGGAAGCAGUCGCAAAAGCACAAGAAGAGAAGCGCCGACACUGCAGAGCUCGAGGACGAGGAUGACCGGAAGACCACGACCAGGCAACGGGUUGGCAAAGGGGAAUCUGCGAUGGAUACGCUGCGCCGGGCCCGGCUGGAGAAGCAAAAGCGCAAGGAGAAUCAAGAGCGAAGACGGGACUCGUACUCGCCUAGGAGAAGAUCGCGAUCGCCAGAUCGAGACGCGAGCGACGACGAUUUCGUGAGGGGGAGUCGGUCGCCCGAGCCAGAAGCUACGCGUGACGUGCCGCCUCCUGACCUGAGGGACUUUGAACGCGUGCGACUCGGCAGGAAUGAAUUUUCACAAGUGUGCCACACGCCUGGCUUCGAGGACGCCAUUACUGGAUGUUACAUCCGCCUGUCUGUAGGACCGCAUCCAGAGACGGGCAUUGAGCAGUACCGCAUGGCCCUGAUCAAGGGGUUCACGACGAGCAGGCCAUACGCUCUCAAUGGACCUGGCGGAUCCUUUAUCACGGACCAGUACGUCCGCGCAGCGCAUGGCAAAUCCAUCAAGGAAUUCCCAUUCAUCGCCGCGUCAAGCGGCAAGUUCUCGGAUGCCGAGCUGCACCGGUACACAGUCACAUGUCAGAACGAAGGUUUGACAUUGCCGACCAAGCUGUUCCUGUCCGACAAGGUGGAUGAGAUCAACAAUCUCAUCAGCCACAAGUGGACGAAUGAGGAGAUCAAGCAGCGUCUGAACCGUAGAGCGGAGAUGAAACGCCGCUUCGACCCUGCCGAGCGCCAGCGUGUGGCGCAGAAGCUGGAGGAGGCGCGGGAGAAGGGUGACGACGAGAAGGCGGACGCGCUGCAGGAACAGCUCGACAACAUGGGUGCCCAGCGACUGGCCUUUAGGACGAGCCUGGCGCCCACCAAGUCGACCACCACGCAACAGCACACGGAGCAGGAUCGUCUCGCCGAGCGCAACAGGGAGAACCGCCGGCUCAACGCCGAGGCGGUGCGCAAGGCGCAGCUGAAAGAGAAGGCACGGAUCCGCGAAAUCGAGGCGGCGAUUGAGCGCGGCGAGAUCGUGGAGGACGACUCGUCGCGUCGGGUGCGGACAAAGGCCAAGUUCAUCCACAACGUCAAUGAGAAGGCCGAGCAGAAAGCCGGAAGCAACGGAGCGACACCCACAAACGGCAGCACGCCCAGUAAUAAUGGCACCAAGUCGAUGCCCGCCCACCUGGCGAAGCUUCAGUUGGAGCAGCAGACGGAAGCCAAGGGGGUGCCGACCAUUCACAAGCCGCUCAUGGAUGAUGAUGUGAUCGGGUCGCUGGAUUUGGACAUUGAUAUUGAUAUUUGA